Suricata suricatta (meerkat) is the source of this 2563-nucleotide messenger RNA. RefSeq names its product bone gamma-carboxyglutamate protein (gene BGLAP). The transcript has 4 exons. Gene Ontology annotation, cellular component: extracellular region. The record is from RefSeq and is a predicted model, not a curated record. NCBI's taxonomy places the organism in Eukaryota, Metazoa, Chordata, Mammalia, Carnivora, Herpestidae. Gene Ontology annotation, molecular function: structural constituent of bone; hydroxyapatite binding; calcium ion binding. Gene Ontology annotation, biological process: response to vitamin K; regulation of bone mineralization; regulation of cellular response to insulin stimulus. The coding region runs from base 2151 to 2459 and encodes 102 amino acids.
CCCCAGUGCUCAUGACCAGGGCCCUCAGCCUGGCACCCUUUCCUGGGCACUUUGGGGCCACUUGCUGUGUCCUCAGGCAAGGUGCUGUCCCCCAUGACACCUUUGUCACUGUGAGGCCAUGGGCCACUCUCCGUCUGCCCUGCUCGCAGCCACCCCUCGCCUGGCCCGGCACAAGCGCUCUCGGCUCGAGAACGUUCCUCCGCUAGGAACCGCGGAUGGGGGUCACGGGAUCACAGGGGCACCUCGGGGCCCUUACUCCAGAUGGCCGCUCUCUGGGGGGCCCCCAGCCUGCCAUGCACACUUGCUGGGGGUGGGGGCCUUCCUAAUAGGCCUGUCUUGACGAGCCCUGUGGGGCCUGUGACAGGAGCUGAGACCCCUUCCGUGUCAUCCUGGGGACACCAGCCCGGCAGGGCGGAGGGCUCGGGUUCGCUCACCUGCCUGUCCCCUCCUGCUGCUGCCAGGCCCUGCACAGAGAACAGAAGGAGCUGGUGGCCGCCCUCGGGGAGCCGGAGUGAGGAGGCGACGGCCGCGCUGGGAGCAGAGGGCAGUCGAGGUUGGGGGCCUGGCCUCUGAGGACCCUUCCGUGGUGCUCAGUCCCUGAGCGGGGCUGGAAUCAGCUGGAGGAUGGAUGAGGCCUGACCGUCCGUCCUGCUUUGGGGGCUCCUUUGCCCCCCACCCCCAGCACAUACUCAGAUUUUGCCCUGUCUUCUCGUAACUCGAGGCCUGCUGGCCAGCUCCUGUCCUGGGGGUCAGGCCCCCGCCGGCUCCUGAGCCCCCACCUCCAGUGCUGGCCCCGGCCCAGGGAGUCUCUGUUCCUUCUGUGCCGAUUGCCCCUUGCCGGCCAGCCCGUGGUGACCGCUGCGUCCUCCCCACAUCCGUAAAUACACUUCCUGCACUUGCUACACUGUAAUCUGUGAGGAUGCUUCCGCCGCCAAGCUCUCCCGCCUCUGCUGGCCCAAGGCCCUCCUGCUCCCAGUGCCCUGGCUGGGAGGGCAGGAGGACAGCGAAGCCCCCCUCACAGGAGCUGGGACCCCUGGGGUCCACUCCUCUCUGCCAUCUGGGCUCUGUGCUGCCUCCACCUGCCCGGGGUUUGCGCGCCCUCCAGGCAGCUGGCGCUCUGUCCCCGUCCCUGGCCAGGGCUCGGCUACAGGCACAUGGGCUCUUCCUGUGGCCAGCGGUGAGGGGUGGGUACGGACAGGUCGCAGAUCAGGUCUCCCUGGAGAGGGCCUCGCCCCGGAGAAGCCAGGCGGGGUCCAUCUGGGAGCGCUGGGGACAGGCGGACAUCAGGGCUGCCCUCGCUGGCCACCUGCUGCCCUGAAUUGAGCCGGUGGAGCCACAGCACCCAGGCAUGGGGCCGUGGGGGGGGCGGGGAGUGCCUGGUCAGGCCCCCACCUGUGGCAGGCCGUGCACGGCAAUGCCCCCACUCCUCUGGGGCCGGGCCGACGGGGCCCCUGGGUGCUGGGAUGGCCUUCAGGCUGGAUGUCUCUCUGAGACAGGUCCCCCAUUUGUUGGCACCGGGGAGGCUGUAUGACCAGACGGAGGGGUCCUCUCCCAGCUCCUUGCUGGCUCUGCCUCCCCAUGUGCAAGGGGCACAGGGGUGAGGGCCCCCUCCACCCGCCCGGUCCUGAGCGGAGCCGAGCCGCCCCCACCCCCUCCCAGAGCUCUUGGGGACUGGGGGUGGGCAGGGUGCCUCAGGGUGAGCGAGGGCACCGCUGCCUGGCGCCCCUCCCUCCCUGGGGUUUGGCUCCUGCCCACAGGCCGACCGUGGAAAUCACAGUCUUACAGCGACAGCCCAGCUUUACUCGAGUCUAUUUUAGACCUUGAGCCCCCCCUUUCCCCCUUCCUGUCCCUCCUGCUCCACCCAGCUGAUGCUGGGGGACCUGAGGGGACCCCCAUGGGGAGGGGCCGGGCCUGUCCAGAGGCAGGGCCCCACCCUCCAUCCUCCCAGGGGCCCAGCCUGGCAGCUCCAACCACAACAUCCUUUGGGGUUUGGCCUAUAGAGCUGGGGCGGAUGACCCCCAGAUAGUCCUGGCAGGUUCCCCCAGGCCCACCCUCGCCUCCGGGGCGCGGCCUAGGGUAUAAAUGGUGCUGGCGGGGGUGCAGACCAGCUGGAGCCCAGCGGCAGCCCCAGCAGCCACGACAGCCACACCAUGAGGCCCCUGCCGUUCCUGGCCCUGCUGGCCCUGGCUGCGCUCUGCCUCUGCCCAGCCGGCCCGGCAGAUGCGAAGCCCAGCCGUGCACAGUCAGGCAGGGGUGCAGCCUUCGUGUCCAAGCAGGAGGGCAGUGAGGUGGUGAGGCGGCUCCGGCGCUACCUGGACCCCGGGCUGGGAGCCCCAGCCCCUUACCUGGACCCCCUGGAGCCCAAGAGGGAAGUCUGUGAGCUCAACCCGGACUGUGACGAGCUGGCGGACCACAUCGGCUUCCAGGACGCGUACAGGCGCUUCUACGGCACGGCCUAGAGCUGGUGCCUCCCCCCAGGAGCCCCCCCCAGCCCCCCAUGCCCUGACCUCCCUGCCAUCCCCCCAGCAUCCCGGCUGCUCCAGAAUAAACUCCAGAAGAGGAA